CCCACUAUUAAACCAACGCAGUGUGCUAACGUAUGUCAGCUUACGUUCACGCUUUACGACUAGUUAAGUUGUUUAUUUAUUUAUUUGAAGAGUAGCUCGCCGAUCAACUAGCUAAUUGUAUGUGAUACCAAGGAGAUAUAUCCAUAAAGUAGGUCCAGUCUUGUUGGGUCCGCAGAAACGCUAACAUAAGAUAACGUAAAGCGUUCGUCCCUGUUGUUGUUGUGGCCUACUAUCCUACACGAUAGCCUGACUUCAGCUAACUAAACUAGUGGUGGCCUCAGUUUGAUUUGAUCCUGGAGCUCUGCUCGCGUCACAUCUGAAACGACAAGAGCGACACUUUCAAGAUAAUUCACAAGCCGAGUCGUCGCUAAAUGUUGUGGUAUUGUGCAGGGAUCAGCGAGUGGUUUCCCAGCUAUGAGAGCCUCUGCUCACUAACUGACAUCUCAUAAAAACAAAUGGAGCUGUACUGGUACAUAGUUGUUAUUCUAUUCAUCAUUGUCAAGAUAUGUUUCUAUGUUUGCUGGUACCGAUCGAGACAAAGGCAACUGGAAGCAUACUUGAGCAACCCACGCAAUGCUCAGAUAGUCAUUGUAGGAGGAAGAGCCUACCUUCAUCAGAUGUGUGAGAGACAGAGUCAAACCUCUGUCUGGCCGAGUUGGUAUGGUGUUCAGGAGGACCUGUCUGUAGAAGAGCCAUCCACAAACCUGCCACCAGCUGCAUCCUUCUCCGACAUGGACAUGCCACCGCCAUAUGAGGCAGUCUCUGGAGAGGAUGAUCUGAAGCCCCCUCCUUACAGCGAGUGUGCUCGUGGCGAUGAGGCCGACGCCGCCCGUCCCUCCGAUCAAGCUCCUGUCUUUUCUGAGGGAGACACCAUUAGCGUAAACGAAGCCCCGCCCCCCUACACACUGUCCCCCCCUACACUAGUCUGUCAACAAGACUUCCCUGUAAGCCACGGUGAGUCCCGGUCAGCGAGCCGGCCCACCUAAUCCAUCCUUGAUUCCAGUUUGCCUUUUCCAUGCACUGCCUUCCUACAUUCAACCUCAGUGAUCGUCGCCAGCCUAACUCUCCUCACAUGAGAGCAGAUGUUUAUUUGGAUAUGUAAAUGAAAUGUGUGCGUGCGAGUUUGGUGGUUCAUAGAUCCAAGUUGUUUUUCUACUUUGUAUUGUGUAUAACGAAAAAAGGAUCUGAUGAGUUUGGCAAUCACAAAUACCGUCAGCCGGUGUGCCUGAGUCAGGAAUACAGAACCUGCCUCCCAGCGGGGAUGAAGUUGGUACCCGUGACCUCUCAGCUCAUAGGGGAUCCGUGAGAACCCGAUAAGCAGAGGAACGGAUACCUUGAAGUGUUUUCUAAAGUUGUUCCCUCACGUCCAAGGCCACAUCCUUUCACAUAUCUAACCACUUGAUUCAUUCUGCACGCAUGUGGGGGAAAGUAGUUGCGACAUCAUAUUUGAGACCUGACUUCUAUGACCUUUUAUGUGUCUCUGUAGAUGUUCUGAGCCCGGUAACUUAAUAAUAAGUAAUAUCAUUAUAGACAAUUCAAAACUUAGACCUUCUAAUUAGAUUUCAGUGCACCUUGCUGCAAAGGCGUGCAUAUUAAAUACAUUGUAAGUGUUUCAACUUAAACUAACUGUGAUAACUUUGAACACUUCAUUAAUUCUGCACGCCUAUCAUUUGAAUACAAAGUUUGUUGACGGAGAACUGUUUCAUAAUGAAUCCACUAAUUGUCUUAAAUAAUGAACUCAUUAGCAUAAGUGGUUAUGCUUAAUAUACCAUGGUGAUUAUUAUGGGACAUUUGGCAGUUCAAGUGCCUAUUACCUGUGUGACUGGAAGUAAGCGAAGACGAGCGGAACAAGUGAGUGAAAUAGAUGACCACUUUGAGGAGGAAGACAAUAGCUCGUUCUCUGUUGCUCAUCUCCUCUCCUGCUGUUUCUGUCUGUUGCUGCCUUACAUUAGCACCUGGAUGCCAGAAAUCGAUAAUCUGUGCAAACAAAAUCAACAUGAAUUUAGUUAUUUCUGUGUCUUUUGAAAAAAAGUUGUGGGCUUUGGACACAGUUUCUUCAGAAAUCAAAGGAAAAUGUGUCUCACACUCCCUCUUUUAAAGCGUAUGAGAACCCAUUUUCUGUCGUCCAAGUCCAGCUGUAAGAUAAUCAGAUGAGUUAUGAAUUGUAAUGUCAUCAAAUGAAAAUGGAAAACAAUCCUUUGAAAACAAAUCCUCACAAGGCUGUAAACUCAGGCUAAAAACCUCUUCAACAAACCCAGUUAUUACUUUUUUUUUUCAUAAUUGUUGCAAACAAUAGACUAACCAAAAACAUUUUUUACUCUCGCUGUUUAUUUCUUGUAAUCUCCAUGUAAAUCUACCACAGGCUGGUAGAGGUCAGCCUACUUUGUGUAUCCCUGUGUUUAUAUUCUGUGCUAUAUAGUGAUGCGUGGGGAGAAGUUGUUACUCGGCUUUUUUGUAUGCAUUUCACAAAAUCCGCGAACACUAAGACGAUGCAUCCAAAUGAUCGACUUCUAUGUUUGUUUCAGCAACAAUGUAAUCUGUGUACACUUUCCGAACAUGAGAAUACCUGCAAGAAAAUCAAUAUGAAUGCUGUAUCAAUGUAUUUGGGGCCUUUGGGAUAGUAUAAGGGGAUUUUCAUGGAGGAUCAGAAGUUGAUAUGAAACAUGGUUUUAAAGAUAAUCCUUCAUAUUGUGAUGCCACAUCGUGGAGCAUCGAUCAUUGAGGCCUUUCCUGUGGUUUUGUAAUCCGUCUGAAACAGAUCACCUGCAAUGUACAAAUCUGAAUGUAGCUUUGACCUUCCAUGGCGGCAGCAUGAUGAGGACGAUCAACCUGCUGUAAUGUUUCUCCUGUUUGAUUAAUUCGUGUUCAUUCCCGUGGCGGUUGACCUAUCAGAUCUCUCCACUUAGAAGCUUUGUGAGCUUUGGGUUUUGAUUCGGCGGAAUCUGUUCUGUAUUAAACUGUUGUUCAUAA
Pseudoliparis swirei is the source of this 2970-nucleotide messenger RNA. RefSeq lists its product as uncharacterized. Bases 456 to 986 code for a protein of 176 amino acids. The record is from RefSeq and is a predicted model, not a curated record. Lineage: Eukaryota; Metazoa; Chordata; Actinopteri; Perciformes; Liparidae. The transcript is spliced from 5 exons.